UUGGCGACCCGGCCCAUUUCGACAUCACUAAGGAUCGCCAUAGACGCUUUGCAGAAAUUAGACUCGAAUCUGGAAAUUAUGAUAAUUUCCCGCCAUAUACAAACUCUAUUCCAACGGUCAAAAACGGUCAUUGAAAUCCUCCACCUCCAUUGUUUGCUCCUCAAAACCUCCCUCGACCACCACGAAUACUUCUUCUCUCAACUCAUACUUUACGCCACCUCUAUCUCCCUCCAUGAUGCGCGAAAAAUCUUUGAUUAUUCACCCAUUUCUCCUCCACCGCUCUUUGCGUGGAAUACAAUGAUCAAAGAAUACUCCAACAACUCGUCAACUCCAAUUGAGUGCAUCAAACUCUUUGUAAAAUUACUUCGAACAGUUGGUGGGCUCAAACCCGACAAGUUUACCUAUCCAUUUGUGAUCAAGGCUUGUGGGCGUUGUUCCAUGCUUGGUGUUGGUGGAUCCGUGCAUUCUAUGGUUUUGAAGUCGGGUUUUGGUUUGGAUCCACAUGUGAACAAUACGCUAUUGAGGGUUUAUGGUGUGUGUGGUGUAAUUGAUUUUGCGCAAAGAGUGUUUGAUGAAAUGGCUGACAGAGAUGUAGUGUCUUGGAGCUCCAUAAUUGCCGGUUAUGUUGAUUGUGAACGUCCUUUGGGUGCUUUAAUGGUGUUUCGAGAGAUGAACAUGGUAAAUGAAAAGCCAAACUUGGUUACUUUGGUCAGUUUGAUUGCUGCCUGUACCAAUCUCCUCAAUAUCAGACAUGGAAAGUCCAUUCACUCUUACCUACUUGUUAAUGGUAUCGAAUUGCAUGUUUCUCUGGGAACAGCCCUGCUUAAUUUGUAUGCAAAAUGUGGUCUCAUAGAGGAAGCCUUCUGUAUAUUUAGUUCCAUGAGCGAGAAAAAUCUGCAGUCUUGGACUGCCAUGAUUUCUGGCCUCACAGAUCAUGGCAAUGGAGAAGAAGCUAUAUCUUUGUUUACCAGAAUGGAAGAAACUGGACUGAGGCCUGACGGCAAGUCAUUUUCAACAAUUCUGUGUGCUUGUAGUCACAAUGUUCUUGUUGAAAAGGGGCAAGAGCUUUUUGAAAAAAUGGUGAAUGAUUACAAUAUCAAGCCAACUAUGGAACAUUAUGGAUGCAUUGUUGACUUGUAUGGGCGCGCUGGGAAGAUUGAAGAAGCUUACCAGAUUAUUAUGGGUAUGCCAAUGGAACCAAACUCUGUUAUAUUGAGGAGCUAUCUUAGCUCUUGCAAACAACAUGGGUGCAUUUUAUAUGGCAACGAACAUUUGAAGCAACUUCUGCUCAAAAUAGAGCCUGACCUUGGAGCAAACUAUGUGCUUGCUGCCAGUGUGUCUUCUCCAUCUGGAUAUUGUGAUGACGUUGAUAAACUGAGGAUUUCCAUGGAAGAGAAAGGUCUGGUAAAAGUUCCUGGAUACAGUUGGGUGCAGCUUCCUAGUGGUUGUUCAGAGGGCAGUGGCGAACAGGUUGUAAGAUAAUCUAGUUCGAGUGACUAAAUGACUCAGUUUUUGCAUCUUUGAAUUCUACAUAGCACGAAAGCGUUUGUUGGAAGAUAGAGACGGUCCAAAAUGCAUUGCUUAUUUAUUGGUGACGUUCUAAGGACAAGGGAUUGGUGACAGUGCUACCGAUGAUUAUAAAGGUUUCUUGAUAUCGGAUCUAUAUUGAAGGGCAUGUGGUGGAGAGAGUGAUAUGAAACAGUACCAUAUUCUAGCAGAUCGAUAUAUGAAAAUGAUCGAUCCAGAAUAUCAGAUGCAGAGCUGCGGCCAUGGGCAACAAUCCCUCCUCCAUGAGAUCUUUGGUGGGAGAAAGACCUGCCAUUUUCUCAGUAAAGAAGUCAAAGAUUCUAAUGACCAGAUACAAUUUCCUUGUUAAUUAUGCCAGGCAUACUGUCAAUGCGAAGAACAUCAAGAACUCGAGUUACUUAACAGACUUGUGGAACUGCUCAAAUAAGUAAGUUCAUAUUCCACUCUAUGCAUGAAGUUUACUUCCCAAUUUGUGUGGUUUUUUUAGUCGUAUCGACUCGUCGCUGAGGAAGUAUUGCAGAGAAGGGUAUUCUUCCAAUUAGAAAAGCAUUGUCCCAUUCAAAAAUUAAUUUGAACAAAAUGCUCUGAACUUGUGAAAUUCUUCCAAUAAUUUGGCCCUUGAUCUAUAAUAUGAUAUGGUUCGCUGCUAAUUACGUAUUACCAGAAUAAUGCAUACACAUCAUCUCUUCAUAGAACUCAUAAUACGAAUACGUGACUCAUUCAUACACAUUAUCUCUUUCUUUUAUCAAAGGUACAAAUUUGAACCUUAAUCACAUUGAAGUAGUAAUGACUUUAAAAAGUGAAGCCGGCUAGGCACGGUAUUUGGCGCAUUUCUAAGAAGAAUUAUUAUUUUGGUAGUGACAUAUAUUGGAGAUAAUCUUAGUGAGUAGAGUUGUAAUAUCUAGUCAUCUCUCUUGAAUAUUUGAAGUCUUUGAUAGCAAGAUAUACGAAGGGUCUUUCCAUUGUAUAUAUAGAUGUUUUAAAGUUAUUGUUGAUGUACUCUAGAAUCAACUUGUAACCUUUAAAGAGAAAAGUUGAUAGAGCAAUGAAGAUGACACUACAUAUAGGGUAUGUUCAAUUCACCACUGAAAAAAAUUAACUUCUACAAUUUUUAUCUAGCCAUGUUAGAAACACUUCCGUGAACUUUAUUUUGUUUUUAAUAAACCAUUGAACUUCCAAAUCUGAUUCUCAUCCGUCCCUCCAUCCAUCUAACUUAACGUUCCAUUAACC
Molecule: messenger RNA, 2757 nt
Organism: Olea europaea var. sylvestris
Lineage: Eukaryota; Viridiplantae; Streptophyta; Magnoliopsida; Lamiales; Oleaceae
Product: pentatricopeptide repeat-containing protein At4g21065-like
Exons: 2
Coding region: 79-1482 (467 amino acids)
Biological process (GO): RNA modification
Molecular function (GO): RNA binding; protein binding
Source: RefSeq, a predicted model, not a curated record